This is a messenger RNA of Patiria miniata (bat star), 1464 nucleotides long. RefSeq names its product F-box/WD repeat-containing protein 7-like. The transcript has a single exon. NCBI's taxonomy places the organism in Eukaryota, Metazoa, Echinodermata, Asteroidea, Valvatida, Asterinidae. The record is from RefSeq and is a predicted model, not a curated record. The coding region runs from base 1 to 1464 and encodes 487 amino acids. Gene Ontology annotation, molecular function: protein binding.
AUGUGUGAAUCAACCACCAUUGCGUCGACUGGAUCAUUUAUCUAUGCUGUCCUGGAUAAUUUAAUUCAGACGAUUUUUCAACAUCUGAGUGCAACUGACCUGUGCCACGUGGCAUCAUGCUGCCGUUGGCUACGCGAUGCAACCAAUCAGGAUUCACUCUGGCGCCAUCUUUGUCAAGGCAAAGGAUGGGAGCACUACGGCACCACCACAGACCUGGCCAAGAUACCAUCCUACGGACCCUCUGAGCAAGCAGCCGGUAAUAGUGUAGCAGGGGACGACAUCGUCACCUUCCAGAAAGAUAGGAUCGUGACGGAUGACAACACAGCGGGUUUAACCGGCACUUGCAGGUGGAAAGGCGUCUACAUGCGAGCUUACCAUCUGGAUAGAAACUGGGUUACAAAUUGCUCUCAUUUCAAGGAAUCUUACAUUGGUUUAGGAAAAAAAACCCAUCGUAAACGCUUCCAUUUUCAUGUCGAUGGGGAUCUCCUGGCAUUUCACGACGUUAAUGGAGCCAUCCAGGUCUAUGACAUUCGGAAGAAGGCCUUUCAGUGUGUUAUUCCUUCUAUGAAGUAUGCGGGCGGAAUCAACUUCAAAAAUGGCGUAAUUGUGAUAUCGAUGUCGUACCAUGGUAAUGGGGUGGCCCACGCGUUUGAUGCAAAGACAGGGAAGCUGCUACAAAAGAUAAACGGAAACUGGGGUGGUAGUCGUGUGUCUUUGUUCUUUGAUGGGGAACUGGUUAUCACCUGUGCGCAUACUGGAAUGAGAGAAAACAUUUACGUGUGGUGUGUCAAGGACGGCCAACUUCAACGCAUCCUAACAAUGGACCCUUCUUCAGACGGCGUCCGCGUUCGUGACAUUGACUAUCGGGACAAGAUGGUGGCGGCUGUCUACGAUGAUGACUACAUUCGUGUGUGGAAUGCGAGGAGCGGAGAGUGUUUGCAUAAACUAGAAUGCCCGGGAGAAAAAUCAAGAGUCACACUUGGCGAAAGUGUCAUCGUUGGUUUAAGCAAAAAAGACGGCAUGGCAGUGUUCGACAUUAGUAUUUGGAGCCGGGACACGGGAGCGUGUCAAAAGGUGAUACGUGAAAUACCAUGGCCUAUGUCUUUUUAUCCAAAUGCAGAUGUCGUAAAUAAUUUUAUACUUUCACGUGGUAUGACAGACUCCGCACCUGACCAUCAAUGUUCUUCCCUGUACGUUUACAAUCUACGUGGAGAAUUGGUAACGGAGAUGGCGAAUCAUAUCCACGGUAUGAGUAGAAACGGAAGAAAUCGCGUCUUCCUUGUAGACAACGAGCCGUUUCAAGGUGAAGUGAAAACAUGGAAAGAGAUUACUUUCAACGUCACUCCUAAUAGCUUCGUACGACUCUUUGAUGUUGGUUGUAGCGAAAUCAGCUGGAUUGACGACAUCAGAAUGAUCAUCUAUGACAGAAUGGAGAGGAGAUUUCUUUUUCAUCAUUACUGGUGA